AUGAACUCUUCAGGCAUCGCCCAGAACGGAUGGACAGCCGUCCCUAUUGACGCCGGCAGGAUCUUCCACACUGGGCCCUACCUCAAUACGCCCAAUUACAUCAAUCUCGAGACCAUCAAGUUCCCCUCGCAGGACCCCAUCGUCCUCAAGACUCAGGAACAUGUCGAGACACACCUUCUAAAGCAGACUUAUAAUCACUCAAUGAGGGUCUACUGUUGGUCGACCGUUAUUCUCCGACAACAGUUCCCCGAACACGCAGCCACACUUUCACCCUCGACUCUUGCAUUGGCUUGUCUGUUGCACGACAUUGGCACAACCGAACACAACAUGAAUUCUACCCGUCUCUCGUUCGAGUUUCAAGGUGGCUUUCAAGCUCUCAACCUUCUGGGGGAGUACGGUUCGACCAAGGACCAGGCCGAGGCCGUCUGCGAAACCAUCAUUCGUCAUCAGGACCUUGGUACAGAAGGCAACAUUACUUUCCUGGGGCAGUUGAUUCAGCUGUCCACUAUCUACGACAACGUGGGCGAUCAUCCCUCGGUCAAGGACUUUGAUCAGAUCAUCCACGAGAAAACCCGGGAGGAGGUCAACAAGGCGUUUCCCCGUGAUGGCUGGCUGGGGUGCUUCGCCGAGACUAUUCGCAAAGAAGAGACUAUGAAGCCCUGGUGUCAUACAACACAUAUCCCAGACUUUGCUGAAAAGGUUGAAGGGAACAAGCUUAUGAGGCAAUAUGAGUAG
Molecule: messenger RNA, 735 nt
Organism: Fusarium falciforme
Lineage: Eukaryota; Fungi; Ascomycota; Sordariomycetes; Hypocreales; Nectriaceae
Product: HD domain-containing protein
Exons: 2
Coding region: 1-735 (244 amino acids)
Source: RefSeq, a predicted model, not a curated record